UUUUGCAAUGUCAUCAUCUAAGAUGCCCUUCUAGAUCACUGACGUCUUCAGGUGUUCCUGGCAAAGCUGGCAGCAACCUAUUGUUAUACUUAAUUGUAGGAGGAACAGUCACUGGGACAGGAGCUUAUGUAUACAGAACGUUGAGGGAAAACAAAGAGCGAUUCACCAGCCGUGUCACAACAAUAACUACGCGAUCUCAAGAAAAGGAAUCAUCUCCUUCUGCUCCGGGAGCUCGCCCUGAGGUCCCAUCUCAUGUUCCUUUCCUGCUGAUCGGUGGAGGAACUGCUGCUUUUGCUGCUGCCAGGUCCAUUCGGGCUCGUGACCCUGGUGCCCGGGUGCUGAUUGUGUCUGAAGAUCCUGCCCUGCCCUAUAUGCGUCCACCUCUUUCCAAAGAGCUAUGGUUUUCAGAUGAUCCAAAUGUGACAGAGACUCUGCGAUUCAAACAGUGGAAUGGCAAGGAGAGGAGUAUAUAUUUCCAGCCGCCGUCAUUCUAUGUGCCUGUUCGUGAUCUGCCUUUUGUAGAAAAUGGUGGAGUAGCAGUUCUCUGUGGCAAGAAGGUUGUGCAUAUGGAUGUUAGAGGCAACAUAGUGAAACUCAGUGAUGGUACCCAGAUAUCCUAUGACAAAUGCCUAAUUGCCACCGGUGGUUCCCCAAGGAACCUACCCGCCAUUGAAAGAGCAGGAAAAGAGGUACAACAAAGGCUGACACUGUUCCGAAAGAUUGAGGACUUCAAAAGUCUGGAAAAGAUUUCAAGAGAAGUCAAGUCUGUCACAAUUAUUGGUGGUGGUUUUCUUGGCAGUGAGCUGGCUUGUGCUCUGGGAAGAAGAGCACGAACCAGAGGCCUGGAGGUGAUUCAGCUGUUUCCAGAGAAUGGCAAUAUGGGCAAAGUCUUGCCUGAAUAUCUGAGCAACUGGACCACAGAGAGAGUCAGAAGAGAGGGUGUUAACGUCAUGCCUAACGCUGUGGUAAAGUCCGUCUCUCUCUGUGGCAAUCGGCUGAUGAUUAAACUGAAAGAUGGCCGAAAGGUGGAGACAGAUCACAUUGUGGCUGCAGUAGGGCUGGAACCUAAUGUGGAAUUAGCAAAGUCAGCUGGGCUGGAGGUGGACUCUGACUUUGGAGGGUUCAGGGUGAAUGCAGAGCUGCAGGCACGCUCCAAUAUCUGGGUGGCAGGGGAUGCUGCCUGCUUCUAUGAUAUCAAACUAGGUAGGCGACGUGUGGAGCACCAUGAUCACGCAGUUGUGAGUGGAAGACUAGCUGGAGAAAACAUGACAGGAGCAGCGAAGCCCUACUGGCAUCAGUCCAUGUUCUGGUAA
Messenger RNA from Phaethon lepturus (White-tailed tropicbird), 1313 nucleotides. It is a transcript of the gene AIFM1, whose product is annotated as apoptosis-inducing factor, mitochondrion-associated, 1. Gene Ontology annotation, biological process: apoptotic process; mitochondrial respiratory chain complex assembly. The transcript has 12 exons. Lineage: Eukaryota; Metazoa; Chordata; Aves; Phaethontiformes; Phaethontidae. The annotation marks the transcript as partial. Gene Ontology annotation, cellular component: mitochondrion; cytoplasm. The record is from RefSeq and is a predicted model, not a curated record. Gene Ontology annotation, molecular function: protein dimerization activity; NAD(P)H oxidase H2O2-forming activity; FAD binding.